AUAACUAUGAUUAUAACCUUACAUUUUAAAAUUUAAAAAGUAAAUAAUGUGAUCGGUAUUUCAUAAAAAGUCCAAUCUAUUUUUUUUAAAAGAAAAUGUCCCAAAAAAUUCAUAUUCGUACUGCUUCCGCUUCGAGUAGAGUGAGACCUUUAGCAACAACUGAAAAAUCAUAUAAAAUUUUUACCCCCGGUGAAGUAGUUAUUAAAGAAGCAAAUACAAAUUUUGUAAGAGGACACGGCACUUAUGAGGAAAACGGAGAUCUUAAAGCUUCAGUUGCAGGUGUCAAGGAACAAGUAAAUAAACUUAUUUCUGUUAGACCUUUAAAGAGUCGAUAUAAUGGCCAAGUUGGAGAAGUUCUUGUUGGUAGAAUAUCAGAGGUACAACAGAAACGUUGGAAGGUAGAUACGAAUUCUAGAUUGGAUUCUGUUUUAAUGCUGUCUUCUGUAAACUUACCUGGAGGGGAACUGAGGAGGAGAUCAGUAGAAGACCAACAUAUGAUGAGGCAGUAUCUUCAAGAAGGUGAUUUAAUUAGUGCAGAAGUUCAAAGUAUCUUCUCAGAUGGUUCACUGUCACUACACACUAGAAGUUUACGUUAUGGCAAGUUAGGACAAGGACUUUUAAUAAAAGUCUUUCCUUCUUUAGUGAAAAAAAGCAAAAUUCACUUUCACAAUUUACCUUUUGGCGUGAGCUUGAUACUGGGAAAUAAUGGGUAUAUUUGGAUUAGUCCUCCAACUGAUAAUACUGAUGAUAACGUUGGGGGUUUUGUACAAAACUUGGAAGAGGUCAUAUCAAAGGAUAUAAGAGAAGCAAUGGGCAGAGUCCGUAACUGUAUAUUAGCAUUAGCUGAAAACAAAAUGAUGCUAUUUGAUACCAGUAUUGUUUUUGCUUAUGAGGAAUCAUUGAAGUAUUCAGUUGCCGAGCUUUUGCUACCAGAAGCUAUGGUGGAUGUUGCAUUAUUGACUCAGCACAGACUUUCCAUGUUAGAUGAUUAUGAAUUUGAGUAAAAUAUACUACAAAUUUUUUAUUUUGUUAUUAUGAUAAGGAUUAAUAAAUAUAAAAUGUAAUAAGAUAAGGAUUAAUAAAUAAAAAAA
This is a messenger RNA of Sitophilus oryzae (rice weevil), 1091 nucleotides long. RefSeq names its product exosome complex component RRP4. Gene Ontology annotation, biological process: U4 snRNA 3'-end processing; CUT catabolic process; exonucleolytic trimming to generate mature 3'-end of 5.8S rRNA from tricistronic rRNA transcript (SSU-rRNA, 5.8S rRNA, LSU-rRNA). NCBI's taxonomy places the organism in Eukaryota, Metazoa, Arthropoda, Insecta, Coleoptera, Curculionidae. The record is from RefSeq and is a predicted model, not a curated record. The transcript is spliced from 5 exons. Gene Ontology annotation, cellular component: nuclear exosome (RNase complex); cytoplasmic exosome (RNase complex). Bases 96 to 1004 code for a protein of 302 amino acids. Gene Ontology annotation, molecular function: RNA binding.